Messenger RNA from Dendrobium catenatum, 2467 nucleotides. Its product is annotated as L-type lectin-domain containing receptor kinase IX.1. Bases 242 to 2281 code for a protein of 679 amino acids. Gene Ontology annotation, cellular component: plasma membrane. The transcript is spliced from 2 exons. The record is from RefSeq and is a predicted model, not a curated record. Gene Ontology annotation, molecular function: carbohydrate binding; ATP binding; protein kinase activity. Gene Ontology annotation, biological process: protein phosphorylation. NCBI's taxonomy places the organism in Eukaryota, Viridiplantae, Streptophyta, Magnoliopsida, Asparagales, Orchidaceae.
CCCUUCAAAAACAAAAACAUAUUGUUUAUUAUAUCGGUACCGAUCGCAAUUUCUUUAACGUCGGGUUGCGACAGACGCAUGACUAAUGUCCAAAAGAUGCAGCUUCCCGUCCCCAUCUUCCAACUUGACCUAGUCGGCCGGCACAGACCAAUCAUCAAGCUUCUUACUUUGCUCCAACUUUCAAAAUUUAUGGCUGAUCUCCAUUACCAAAAUCCGAAAGGCCAUUCCUUUCCCCCCAAAAAUGUCUCCUCCGCUUCCCUUCGUGUUCCUCCUUCUCCUCGUCUUCCUCCUCCGCCUCCCCUUUUCAACCUCCUUCUCCUUCAACUUUUCCACCUUUAACUCCUCCACCCCUCAGUUUAUCACAUUCCAGAACGAUUCCUUUUUCGACAAAGUCAUCAAGCUCACUAAGAACGAGGUCGGCACUUCCUUAUCCAGAAGCGUCGGCCGCGCUGUCUACCGCGAACCCCUCAAACUUUGGGAUGCCGCGUCCGGUGAUCUCGCUGACUUCACCACGCACUUCUCCUUCGCUAUCAAAGCUUUCAGCGCUACUGGCUACGGAGACGGCCUCACCUUUUUUCUCUCCCCCUACCCUUCCACCGUCCCCCCCGACUCGAUAGGCGGCAACCUCGGCCUCGUCAGUGAAAGCACGACGCCCAACGGUACAGUCAACUUCGUCGCUGUCGAGUUCGACACCUUCCCGAACCGCUGGGACCCAGUUAAGGACCACGUAGGCAUUGAUAUUAACUCCGUUGAAUCGGCGGUGACCGCCCCAUGGAACAGCAGCUUCAAGGACGGCAGUAUCGGGAACGCUUGGGUGAGCUACAACGCCUCCGAAAAGAACCUCAGCGUUUUCCUCACUUUUGAAAAAAAUCCAACCUUCUCCGGCCAGUCAACCCUCUACCACAUCAUUGACUUGAGAGAUGUCUUGCCGGAGACGGUGGCCUUCGGAUUUUCAGCCGCCACCGGGGUUAAUACGGAGACACACAACAUACUUUCAUGGGACUUCAGCUCUACUCUUAAAUUCGUUGAUAUUGAAAGAGAGAGAAAGAGCAGUGCGCGUGUUGGACUUGGAUUAUCAUUAAGCAUAGGCUUGUUCUUGAUCGCUGCAGGAUUCAUCUGGUUUCUUCUAUGGAGGAGAAGAAUAAAGCAAGAAACAAAAGAAGUGGACUUUGAUGAAGAAGAAGGUGAUAUGACCAUUGAUGAUGAGUUUGAGAAAGAAAGGGGACCAAAGAGAUUCCUCUACAGUGAGCUUGCUGCUUCGACCAAGAACUUUGAUGAGGAGAUGAAGCUUGGAGAAGGGGGAUUCGGUGGAGUGUACAAGGGAGUGCUUAAGGGAUCCAUUGGCGAGGUUGCGAUCAAAAGGGUUUCGAGGGGAUCCAAGCAGGGGAAGAAAGAGUAUAUUGCUGAAGUCAAGAUUAUAAGCCAGUUGAGGCAUAGGAACUUGGUGCAGUUGGUUGGGUGGUGCCAUGGGAGAGGAGAGCUCAUCCUUGUUUAUGAGUUCAUGCCAAAUGGAAGCCUGGAUAAUUACCUUUAUGACAUCAAUAGAUCUCUGGUUUGGCCUCUGAGGUACAAAAUCGGCCUUGGCCUAGCAAGUGCUCUGCUCUACCUCCACGAAGAAUGGGAAGAAUGCGUCGUCCACCGCGACAUCAAACCCAGCAACGUUAUGCUCGACGCCGCCUUCAACGCCAAACUCGGCGACUUUGGCCUCGCCCGACUCGUUGACCACGACCGUGGCAUGCAAACCACCGUCCUCGCCGGCACCAUGGGCUACCUCUCCCCCGAAAGCCUCACUUCCGGCCAAGCCAGCAAGGAAUCCGACGUCUACGCCUUUGGCAUGGUCCUUCUCGAACUCGCCUGCGGCCGCCGGCCUGUAGAGCCCAAAGAACGGCCCGAUCGGGUCGGGCUAGUGGCUUGGGUUUGGGAUCUUUAUGGGAGCGGGCGGAUGACGGAGGCGGCCGACGUGCGAUUGGGGGUAGAGUUUGAUGAGGAGGAGAUGGGGAGGAUGAUGGCGGUGGGGCUAUGGUGCGCGCAUCCUGACAGUGGAAUGAGGCCGACGGUGAGGCAGGCGCUGGCGGUGUUGAAGAAGGAGCUGGCGGUGCCGAAGUUGCCGGCGAGGAUGCCGGUGCCGAUGUACUGCCCGCCGCCGCCGCUGCAGAUUAUCGGCAGUUUUACUUGUACAUCGUCGUUCGCGGGGUCCGGGUUUAGUGGGUUUUCUACCACUACCGGUUCCGGCGGCGUCGGGUUAGGGGGAAGGCAGGCGGAGGAACCGCAGGCGCGAUGAUGGCGACGAUUUGUUGUAAAAUGUAAAGAAAAAAAAAAAAGAAAAAAAGAUUUUGGGUUAGGAUUCCCUGACCCGAUUUUGUUCAGGACCCGAAGAGCUCUUAAAUUUAUGUUAAAAUUAAUAUAAUUUAAAAUAUUAAUUUUAAUAUAAAUUUAAGAGCAAUUUAAUUUUUAAUAUAUUGUUAUA